AUGUCAUUUAGAAGUUUGACACCGGAUUAUGGUUCGAAAAAGAAACUUGAUUUACCAAUAUUCAAUAAGCUAUCACCAAAGAAACAUUCAAAUCGACUUUUCAAGAGAAUUUUUUAUUUAUUAGUUUUAGUUUUGUUUUCAUAUACAAUCUAUUCGAAAUUUAUAAGAUCUUCUAACUCAUACAUAAAUCAAUCAAUAAAUGAUCAACAGCAGCGACAACAAUUGUCCGACGAUGCGGAAGUGUAUAAAGUAUCUAAAGAAGGAGUGGAGAAAUUAGAAGGAGAUAAACUUGAGAAUCAUCUACAACCACAAGAGCAAGAAACUCAAUCAAUACUAAACCCUGAAGAUAUAACGGAUGAAGACUUAAAACGAAGUAAUGUUGAAUAUUAUGACUUAAACGACUAUUCAGGUUCUGCCGAUGGUAAUUCGAAAGGAGAAAAUGUAUUAUUUUUGAUGCCCUUAAGAAAUGCUGAGCAUGUUUUACCAAUGGCAUUUUACAAUUUAAUGAAUUUAACUUAUGACCACUCUUUAAUCGAUAUUGCCUUUUUGGUAUCUGAUUGUUCUCCUGAUGACACUACAUUAGAAACUGUAUUCAGAUAUUCAGUUGCAUUGCAAAAUAGUACAUUAGUUGAUUUGUUAAAACAAGAGGAAGAUUCCAAAAAUGGCCAACAAGUGAAAGGAUCAAAUGAUUUAUAUCAAUCUUAUAUGGAACCUUCUUAUAUGGAAAGCGUAAAAAAAGCUUACAGUAAUCCAGAAACUCAUCACAAAAAUUAUAGAACACCAUUUAGAUCAGUUACAAUAUAUAAGAAGGAUUUUGGUCAAGUUAUAGGACAAGGUUUUAGUGAUCGUCAUGCAGUUAAAGUUCAAGGCAUAAGAAGAAAAUUAAUGGGAAGAGCAAGAAAUUGGUUAACUUCAUCUGCUGUAAGAGCGGAUCAUUCUUGGGUGUAUUGGAGAGAUGCAGAUAUUGAAACCUGUCCAGGAAAUGUGAUUGAAGAAUUAAUGUCUCAUGAUUAUGAUGUAAUGGUACCAAACGUUUGGAGACCAUUACCAACUUUUUUAGGAAAUGAACAACCAUAUGAUCUUAAUUCAUGGAUAGAAAGUGAUGCUGCAUUGGAUCUUGCUAAAACUUUGGACGAAGAUGAUGUAAUAGUUGAAGGAUAUGCGGAAUAUCCAACAUGGAGAGCUCAUUUAGCAUAUAUUAGAGAUGCUAGUGGUAAUCCUAGAGAAAUAGUAGAUUUAGAUGGUGUUGGAGGUGUUUCUAUACUAGCUAGAGCUAAAAUUUUUAGACAAGGAGUUCAUUUUCCAGCUUUUACAUUUUUGAAUCAUGCUGAAACGGAAGCUUUUGGUAAAAUGGCAAAAGAGAUGGGUUUUAGAGUAGGUGGUCUACCUCAUUAUACAAUAUGGCACAUAUAUGAACCUAGCGAAGACGACCUACAAAAAAUAUCUAAAUUAGAAAGAAGUAGACGGAGAAAAAAAUCAACGAACAAUUAA
Lodderomyces pseudojiufengensis is the source of this 1491-nucleotide messenger RNA. RefSeq names its product Van1p (gene VAN1). Gene Ontology annotation, cellular component: mannan polymerase complex. NCBI's taxonomy places the organism in Eukaryota, Fungi, Ascomycota, Pichiomycetes, Serinales, Debaryomycetaceae. The transcript is spliced from 2 exons. The coding region runs from base 1 to 1491 and encodes 496 amino acids. Gene Ontology annotation, molecular function: alpha-1,6-mannosyltransferase activity. Gene Ontology annotation, biological process: cell wall mannoprotein biosynthetic process; protein N-linked glycosylation. The record is from RefSeq and is a predicted model, not a curated record.